This is a messenger RNA of Acanthosepion pharaonis, 930 nucleotides long. The record is from the annotation of a GenBank genome assembly. Lineage: Eukaryota; Metazoa; Mollusca; Cephalopoda; Sepiida; Sepiidae.
AUGAUUUCUCUGCUCCAUACUUACUCUCCCUUUCUGCUUACUGUCUCUUUCUCUGCUCCAAACUUACUCUCCUUUUCUACUUACUCUCUCUGCUCCUACCUUUAUCUCAUCUUUCCCUCUCUCUUCUGCCAUGUCUACAUUUUUUCACCAUUUUCUAUUCUUUCACUCUUUCUAUAUAGUCCUUCUCUCCCUUUUCUGCUCAUUGUCUUUAUUUUUUCUUUCCUUUCUUUAUAUAUAUCUUUUUCUCACACCUUAUUGUCUUUAUAUCAUUCUCAUCUUUUCUCAAAUAUUCUCCCUUUCCUUCUUACCCACUUUUUUCUUCACUACACCACACUUUCUUUCAUUCUAUCUCCACUCUCCUUUUUUGACCCUCAUUGUCUUUAUAUUUUUCUCUCCUUUCACCACACCACCAUUUCUCUCACAUUUUCUCUUUCUAUUUCUUUCUUUCUCCCUCUCAUGCAUUUUUUUCUUUCUCUUCCUCUCUCACUCCCAUUAUCUACUUUCUCCUUCCCAUGUAUGCCUCCCUUUCUUUCACAUUUCUCCUUUAUGCCUUCCGCCCUCUCUCUCUCUCUCUCAUUUUAUUCUUUUUACCUCCAAUGCAUAUCUCCCUUUCUUGCACAUUUUUUCCCUUUUUUCUUGUUCUUUUUCCUUUCUCUUUAUACCCAUUUUCUACUUUCUCCUUUAUGCCUUCCACCCCACUCUCUCAUUUUAUUCUUUCUUCAUCCCAUGAAUCAUACUUUUACUUAUCUAUCAGCCUACUCCUAUCUAUCUCAGUUGGUACAUAUCUAUCUAUCUAUCUCAGUUGGUACAUAUCUAUCUAUCUAUCUAUUUCAGUUGGUACAUAUCUAUCUAUCUAUUUCAGUUGGUACAUAUCUAUCUAUCUAUUUCAGUUGGUACAUAUCUAUCUAUCUCUGUUCAUAUCUAUUUUAG